AUGCUGUGCAUCCUGUACAACUUCCGCGCGAAUCUGAAAUAUUGUAAAGAUGCUGUCGUCGCGGGCAAGAAUCUAUCUGCGCCGUCAGAUUCAAGCGACGCUUCCGAUGCACCAGAGGCUCCCGACAGGAACAAAAUCUCCUCUGGGCCGGGGGCGCGGAGUAAGCGGACUUCGCUGCCACUCUUUCCUGAGAAGACCAAAGUCCAGCCUGGUCGUUUGGCGUUUAGGAGCCCUGAUAACGACUGCUCUGGAGAUAGACAGCAGGGGCUUCCGAAACAGGUGGAACAAGCAAAUGAGACGUUAGCCAACCUCCGCCGUAGACGAGUCGAAACUGUUCAUCGCCUGAUGGCUCUCGGAACCGAUCAACAUAUUGAGGGGUUGCCGGACAUCGUCCAGUGGAAACGCCAGGAGAAUACGUUAAGCGAAGGGAAAAGGGACAAAGUGAGCGAGGUGGAGAAUGUGCUUAAAAAGGCGUUGAAUGACAACGUAAGAAGGGCCACACAAGAAGAGGCUCCGAUAGAUGCCAACACAGAGCGCCACCACACCUUUGACUCUUUCGUAGAGAACGCAAAUAGGGUAACAGAGAGAUGGAUGAAGAUCCACAAAGGGCUUACCGAUGCCGAGAAAAUCCGACAGAGGAUACUUCACGCGAAAGCUAUCCGAGACGUGUUCGCACGGGAGUUAUAUCUGGAGGGGUCUAUUCCACGGAAGACCAAAGCCAAGGUUUCAUCCAACGGCGCAAAGCCUUACAAUGGCACGAAGCAAGCUCCGUUCACAUAUGAUGCGAUUAGACCCGGUCAGUUCAGGGUUCUUGUUUUACAUCCUGCCAAGGAUGCAUCCUUUCCUCUUGUCUGUACACUGCAAGUCAAGUCUCUUAAAAAAGAGAGCAAGCUCAACUACGCUGCACUUUCAUAUUGCUGGGGAACAGAUUCAGACCAGCGCCGACUGUUGAUUUUUCCCGGCUCUAAGCGGACGGCCAAGAAGUGGAAAUAUGUCGCACGACACGCUACAGAGAUGUCCAUUCGAAACAACUUGUUCCAGGCAUUGCUGCGGCUACGAAGAAAGCAAGUACCGAUAGCUCUGUGGGUCGACGCAAUUUGUAUCAACCAGGAGGACCAAAAGGAGAAGACAGAGCAACUCCAGCAAAUGGCCACCAUCUAUCGGAUGGCGACCCAUGUGUGCGUGUGGCUGGGUGAGGCGGAUCGCGAAGGGAGAAGCGAUCGCGCGAUGAAUUUUAUCAAAAAGAUUAUGGAUUUCGCGUUUCUCGAGAGGCUAGCGAAUGACAAGGCACAGGCUGAGAACUGGUAUGCUCUGGCGGAGCUUAUGAGAGACCGCUGGUUCUCUCGUCGCUGGGUUGUCCAAGAGAUCUCACUGGCGAAAUCGGCAGCAGUUUAUUGUGGUGCAAAGACCGUACAAUGGGCAGAAUUCGCCGACGCGGUUUCGAUUUUCGUAGCGACUCGGGAUAAGAUUAGGGAGCUGUUCGAUUUUGAAACCUGGAAGGAGGGUCCGCAGACUCUGGGAGAGGUCCAGUCGUUUGGAGCGAGCAUUCUGCUUGAAGCAACGAGUAGACUGUUCUUAAGAACGCCGAGUGGUGAAAUCUUGCGACCUCUCAAGGGAAUUGAGUCUCUGGUGACAUCUCUAAACACCUUCGACGCGACCGAUCCACGCGAUAUCGUGUACAGCCUUGUGUCCAUCGCCAGCGAUACACGAGACAUUUCUGUUUAUGCCGAUGAAAGGCAAGGACAACAAGAAACCAUGUCCCCGCAACUUGUCAUUGACUACAGACUGGAUGAGAUUCAGGUUUACCAAAACUUCAUCAGAUACUGUAUCGAGACUUCAAAAUCGCUGGAUAUUAUUUGCCGCUCGUGGGCAAUGCCACCGAAGAUGGUAAAGGGGUCCUUGCCCUCUUGGAUUCGGCUUCUUCGUGAUUCCGAGUUCGGCGAGCCAGAAGAAGUCUAUGAGGGGCGAAAGAAUGGAGAGUCUCUUGUAGGGGCUGUCGGCCAAUCACGCUAUAACGCCUCUGGUGGUACACCGUUCAGGCCAGUAACACCCAGCACCGAUGAUCACAACUGUUAUCAACACGAUAGCUCGCUGCCGAAUGGGCAACAGGAGGCAACUUUGUCCGAUCAGGAGGUUGUCCAAGAAAGGCCGUCAAGUUUGUGGGUCAAAGGUUUCAAGCUGGCUAGAAUUGAAGAUGUAUCAUUGGUGAAUGCACCAGGCUUGAUUCCACGAACAUCUUUACGCGACAUAGGUGGCUGGCCAGGGAUUAGCAAGAGUCCUGAUAGUGUACCAGAUCACAUAUGGCGGACGCUGAUAGCAGAUAGAGACGCCGAGGGCCAGACCCCACCGGCUUGGUAUCAAAGAGCGUGUCUACGAUGUUUAGAAAUCGCUGAUACCUUUAACAACGGAGACCUCAAUAUCGGUCAGCUUCUGCAAGGCCCAUCGGAUAUGCUUCGCGGCUACCUCACCCGAGUCCGCAAUAUUACUUGGAACAGAAAGUUCUUCAGGGCUGUUAUGAGGACUGCCCAUGGGGAUGCCACUCACGGAGAACAAAACUCGGAAAAGACAGACAAGGUGCCAAAGCCAUGUGACAUGGAUAAUGUAGAGUUCGCAUCUGAAGAGGAAACUACAGAGAGCCUAGAUGGGGAGGAACGAGAUUCCUGGGCUGAAGAUGGUCUUUUUGGUCUCUGUCCACCAGGCACCAAACGAGGGGAUUUCAUCUGUAUCUUGUAUGGUUGCAGCGUACCGCUGGUCUUAAGACAGUCCACCAGAAAACCGACACGGGACAGUUUUAAGGUAAUCGGUGAAGCUUAUGUGCAUGGUAAAAUGGACGGCGAGGGACUAGUGGACUUAGAGAGUGGAAAGUCACUGGGUCUAGAGGCGGUCUUUGCUCUGAUAUAG
Messenger RNA from Aspergillus pseudotamarii, 2901 nucleotides. Its product is annotated as HET domain-containing protein. The record is from RefSeq and is a predicted model, not a curated record. The coding region runs from base 1 to 2901 and encodes 966 amino acids. Lineage: Eukaryota; Fungi; Ascomycota; Eurotiomycetes; Eurotiales; Aspergillaceae. The transcript has 2 exons.